CAUUGGUUGUUGUCGUAGGUCGAACCUUUUACUCCUCCUCCACCUUCUCCUCAUUUUUGGGUCCCAAACCUCAUCGAGAUUUGGAAUACAGUAUUACGUUACAAAUCCUGCUGGAAAAUGGCGACUGCAAUUCAGAAUCCCUUAAAAUCCAUGGGUGAUCAGUUCUACAAGGACGCCAUCGAGCACUGCCGCAGCUACAACGCCCGCCUGCGUGCCGAGCGCAGUGUGCGGAUGCCCUUUCUGGACUCGCAAACUGGCGUCGCUCAGAACAAUUGCUACAUCUGGAUGGAGAAGUGCCAGAGGCAACCAGGCAGAGCAUCAGGACAGAUGUACGCUUACCCGGCACGUUGCUGGCGAAAGAAGAGGCGACUUCACCCACCUCUGGAUCCUCAGCUACGCUUGUGUGAGCUUCGACUUGAGGCUGAGCUGGCCCCCAAACGCGAGGGGCCGCUGGGUGAGGCCACAGCUCUAGAGGCCCUGCUUAGGAGUGACAACCUGCUGGAGAAGAAAAGCAAUGCCUGCAAGGAGGAGGAGACCUUGCUGGAAAUACAGAGAGUGCUGGAGGCGGAGGAAAACGGAGAUGGCUUUCAAGAUGACGAAGAUUUUGAAGUGGAUACACCGAAAAGGAAGAACAGAAACCGAGGCAAAAACAGAAGCUCUAGUCGCAAGAAGACUGAAGCGGUCAGCGCAGAUGACCAAGACAAACCUUACGUUUGUGACAAUAGACACAAACAAAAGCAUAACUCAAAAAAGGCUGAAGCAGUCUGCGGAAAACGCUACAAGAACCGUCCUGGCCUGAGUUAUCACUACACGCACACUCACCUGGCUGAGGAGGAAGGAUGCGACGAGGAGAAGGAGAGCGAGCCAGCCCUGUCCCCCCCGCGACAUCCUGACAACCACAAACCUCAAAAGGGUCCUGACGGCAUCAUCAUCCCCAACGACUACUGCGACUUCUGCCUAGGAGACCAGGACUCUAACAGAAAGACUGGGCAGGCUGAGGAGCUUGUGUCUUGCUCUGACUGUGGACGCUCUGGCCACCCAACGUGUUUGCAGUUCACUGACAACAUGAUGCACGCAGUGAGAACGUACCAGUGGCAGUGUAUCGAGUGCAAGUCCUGUAGCCUCUGCGGUACCUCUGAAAACGACGACCAACUGCUGUUCUGCGACGACUGCGACCGAGGCUACCACAUGUAUUGCCUCAAACCGCCCAUGACUCAGCCUCCAGAAGGGAGCUGGAGUUGUCACGUGUGUGUGGACCUGUUAAAAGACAAGGCCUCAUCUUUUGGUGAAGCAUAACAGCCGCCACACUAUCAGCGGAUGGCCACUUCUUUCUGUACACAUUUUGAAUGGAAUCCAAUACAAAAAUAUAAAAUGCUUCUUUUUAAUGAUGCUCAUCCAACCUUUAUGCUGUGGCAUAAAACGUGAGCGGGAUUUUGUUUUGUGGAAAAAGUAUAAAAUAUCUAGAAAUUGGUUGUGAAAGAGCUUUUUAACCUGUUUGUAAUUGACAGUUUUCAUUUGUUCAAAACACUAGAAAUUGAGGAUUUUCUUCUCACAGAACAAUAUUCAUAAACACAUGGACUUACGUUAAAAGCCCUGUAAAGAAAAAAAUAAAUGUCUUGAAAAUUUCAAACAACAGAAGGAAGAGUCUUGUUAAUAAACUGCUGAUCUACUGGGAUUUUCACGCACAACCAUCUCUAGGGUUUACAGAGAAUGGUCCGAAAAAGAAAAACUACCCAGUGAGCGGCAGUUCUGUGGGCAGAAAUGCCUUGUUGUUGCCAGAGGUCAGAGGAGAAUGGCCAGACUGGUUCGAGCUGAUAGAAAGGCAACCGUGACUCAAAUAACCACCCGUUACAACCAAGGUAGGCAGAAGAGCAUCUCUCAAUGCACAGUACGUCGAACUUUGAGGUAGAUAGGCUACAGCAGCAGAAAACCACGCCGGGUGCCACUCCUUUCAGCUAAGAACAGGAAACUGAGGCUACAAUUUGCACAAGCUCAUCGAAAUUGGAAAAUAGAAGAUUGGAAAAACGUUGCCUGGUCUGAUGAGUCUCGAUUUCCGCUGCGACAUUCGGAUGGUAGGGUCAGAAUUUCGCGUCAACAACAUGAAAGUAUGGAUUCAUCCUGCCUUGUAUCAACGGUUCAGGCUGGUGGUGGUGGUGUAAUGGUGUGGGGAAUAUUUUCUUGGCACUCUUUGGGCCCCUUGGUACCAAUUGAGCAUCGUUGGAACGCCACAGCCUACCUGAGUAUUGUUGCUAACCAUGUCCAUCCCUUUAUGACCACAAUGUACCCAACUUCAAAUGGCUACUUUCAGCAGGAUAAUGCGCCAUGUCAUAAAGCUGGAAUCUCAUCUCAGACUGGUUUCUUGAACAUGACAAUGAGUUCACUGUACUCAAAUGACCUCCACAGUCACCAGAUCUCAAUCCAAUAGAGCAUCUUUAGGAUGUGGUAGAACGGGAGAUUCACAUCAUGGAUGUGCAGCUGACAAAUCUGCACCAACUGUGUGAUACCAUCAUGUCAAUAUGGACCAAACUCUCUGAGGAAUGCUUCCAGCACCUUGUUGAAUCUAUGCCACGAAGAAUUGAGGCAGUUCUGAAGGCAAAAGGGGGUCCAACCCGUUACUAACAUGGUGUACCUAAUAAAGUGGCCGGUAAGUGAAUACUGUAGUACAGCUAAGUUAAAACAUUUAUUCUAAGCAGUGCUUAAUUUGUAAAUCAUAAGGUGCCGGAACGCAAAGUACAUAGGACAGCGCAGGGAUGACUAGACACGCACAGGUCCCGGAACACAGGCAAAAACUGCUGUCAAAAACAACACGCAAAUGCCCACUUGCCAUACUGUGGGACUUACAAGCCUUAAUUUCAGAUAAUAUCCAUGGUUCACCUGGCUGACUGCUGGCGCUGUAGCUGGUCCCGAAUCCGGGUGGCGCUGAACCUGACCAGCUGCUGCCAUGGUAGUAGCCUUCUGCUUGGCUGGCUCCCCGUGAACCUGGCUACCUGCUGCGGCACUAGCCUCCUGCUGCACCUGCUUCUCACUGUUAGCAUGUUUGCUGCAGCUUCCCUGUUCGCCGGCUGUGGCUUUUUUGACUCGUUUUGAAUCUUCCUUUUUUGAAAGAAAAACUGUAAAUUCAAUUGCCUUU
Corythoichthys intestinalis (scribbled pipefish) is the source of this 3130-nucleotide messenger RNA. RefSeq names its product double PHD fingers 3 (gene dpf3). NCBI's taxonomy places the organism in Eukaryota, Metazoa, Chordata, Actinopteri, Syngnathiformes, Syngnathidae. The record is from RefSeq and is a predicted model, not a curated record. The transcript has 12 exons. Gene Ontology annotation, molecular function: transcription coactivator activity; histone H3K4 methyltransferase activity; histone binding. Gene Ontology annotation, biological process: positive regulation of transcription by RNA polymerase II. Gene Ontology annotation, cellular component: MLL3/4 complex. Bases 118 to 1296 code for a protein of 392 amino acids.